GGCGAGGCCAAAAGCCUUACACCCAAACAGUGUGUCAUAAUGGAGGUGGCGCUGGAAACUAUUAAGCAAUACUUCCAUGCGGGGGGUAACGGUCUGAAGAAGACCUAUGUGGAGAAGAGUCCUGAGCUGUCUAAACUGAAAUACACUCUGUCCCUCUACUCUCAGAGCACUGAUGCACUGAUUAAGACCUUCGUCACCACACAGCACACACAGGUUCAUAAUGAGAUGGGCAUCAGGAUUACUCCAAGUGAGAAGGUUUGGCCUGAAAGAGGUUCAGGAACGGAGAAGUCUAUUGGUGAGGCCCAGAUCCAGAUAGACAUGGUGCCUCCAGGCAAAGACAAGAUCCACAAGGUCAACAUCAGAGUGAUAGCAGUGAAUGAUAUGAAGUGGCAGACCUCAGGGAUGUUCCGUCCCUUUGUGGAGGUCAAUAUGAUUGGUCCACUCCUCACUGGCCAGAAGAGGAAGUUCACCACCAAGUCAAAGAACAACAGCUGGACAGCCAAGUACAACGAGACCUUCCAAUUUAUCCUGGGUAAGGAGUCUCCAGACUGCUAUGAGCUGCAGGUGACGGUGAAGGACUACUGUUUUGGCCGGGCCAACCGUGUCGUGGGCGUGGCCGUAGUCCAGCUGAGGGAUGUAGCUGACAGGAAGUCAUGCGUGUGCUGGUGCCCACUGGGUAGAACCAUCCAGAAGGACGAGACGGGCGUGACGGUGAUGCGUAUCCUGUCUCAGCGGGCGGCCGACGAGGUGGCCAAGGACUUUGUCAAACUGAAGGAUGAGACACGCCCUGUAGAGGAGGGGAGAUGA
This is a messenger RNA of Oncorhynchus gorbuscha (pink salmon), 807 nucleotides long. RefSeq names its product protein unc-13 homolog B-like. The transcript is spliced from 6 exons. Lineage: Eukaryota; Metazoa; Chordata; Actinopteri; Salmoniformes; Salmonidae. Gene Ontology annotation, biological process: neuromuscular junction development; presynaptic dense core vesicle exocytosis; dense core granule priming. The coding region runs from base 40 to 807 and encodes 255 amino acids. The record is from RefSeq and is a predicted model, not a curated record. Gene Ontology annotation, molecular function: syntaxin-1 binding; diacylglycerol binding; calmodulin binding. Gene Ontology annotation, cellular component: presynaptic membrane; terminal bouton; presynaptic active zone cytoplasmic component.